AUGCCACUAACAAAAGAGUGCAACAACGAGCCAGGGCCAGCAAAAAACAAUCUUAAUAUUACACCAUACGAAAUUCGUUAUCUGAAAUACUCAUGGGAAAAAGCGAGUUCAGCGGCGGAUAUUGGCUGCGAGCUAGUGGCAAGGUUGCUUAACGACAACCGUACCAGAUUCCGUGCCUUGAUUGAGAGUCAUUCCGGGGACGUUCUUGGCUCAGCUAACCUUGCGGCCGAUGAUGUGAAGAAGUUCCGACGAGCGCGAUCAGUGGCUCAUGGAGUAGUGAUGUUUUUCAACCAGGUAUAUGAUAAUUACUUGAACUCAAAUGACUAAAA
Molecule: messenger RNA, 329 nt
Organism: Strongylus vulgaris
Lineage: Eukaryota; Metazoa; Nematoda; Chromadorea; Rhabditida; Strongylidae
Source: the annotation of a GenBank genome assembly